AGCGUGGCUGGUGUGGGCUAGUGUGAAACCAGGAGGCGAGGGGUAUACAUCAUCAUACACCAUGCUCUGCCUCUCACCCCUCAUACACUCUGGUACCUUGAAAGACUGACAUGUGGAGAAGUGAUUUCAAUAGUUUAUCCGAUGACAGUGAGGUGAUGGAUGAGGAGUGUGGGCGGGUUGUGGACGCCAGUGAUGUCACCUUACCUGGAGGAUACCACACACUCGAGCGACGCCACCAGCUCUGGAGAGGCAGUAGUGGCCCCCAACACUGACCCCCACAGGCCCAGGUCCUCCCCAGGGCCCAGGAACGUGGCUCAGGGACCCCCAGCGAGGACCCCAGACGACAGUGUAGUGGUGACGGACUUGGAACAUGUGGACGGAGCGACGAGCCCUCCGGCAGGAAAGAACCACACUUUGCAUACUCAUGGCGAAGUUGAGGGUGGCCGCCACGACGGGUACCAGUGGCAACAGGAGGUUGUGGCCACAUACAGCAAUGUUGACGACGAGGAUCCCGAGAACUGGUGGACAGAGAGCGGUCCCGUGGCCACCGUCAAGUUGGUGCUGGAGACAGGAGUUGGGGUCAUUACCAGAGCGUGGCCGCUCCAGCAGCCAGUCCACACGCUCAAGGACCAGCUCAGCAACAUCACUCAAGUCCCAGCACAGUUCCUCCAGCUGGUGGUUCGCGGGAGUGUACUUCACGAUAACUCGACGCUACGCAGUGUGGGCGUCGAGGCCAACGAGACGGUUCAGGUGGGCGUGUCGUCCAAGCGGCCUCACACCCACCCGCUGACGCUCCUGGCGCCCACCACCCCUUCGCUGCCCACUCCUGACGUCAUCACCGUCAUCGUAGCGGAAGGUGGAGGGGUGGAGCGGGAGGUGGUGGUGGAGGUGGAGUGGGCGGCAGGCUACAAGCCCUGGCUAGGGGGCUACAGGCACAAGCUCUCAGGACUACAGUACCACGAUGCCGCUACCCAGACCAUACCGCCAGCCAGGGCUACUCCAGGUCAGGUGACCAGAAGUACCCAGGCAGUGAGGGCGUGUGGGCGUGGGUGUCAGACUCGUCGCGCCGCCCACACCCAAACCACCCACUUCCACCCACUACUCCACGCCCCCACGCUCGUCCUCAUCACGCCCAGACCAUACUCUCCCACUCGCCGAUAUGAUCUUGCUAAGAUCCUGGCUAUUCAGCGUGUGGUCCGGGGCUGGCUCGCUCGUCGCCGACUGCGGGCCCUCCGACAGGCGAGGGAGUCGAAGCGUGUGGCAGUGGAGCCCAGUGAGACGAGUAGGUCCUCGAGUGUGUUGUCUGACUCAACUACCACAACGGAACAACACAAGGCGUUGCGGCCCGUGGUGCCCAUGACUGACCUAUACGCUCGGCUGGAGAACUGGAGGAGGACCCAGGUCUCCCAAGUGAACGAUACGCUGACGGGAAAGCAGAGGAGGAGAGCCCUGGUGGCCCUGCUGGAGAAGGAGACAGAGUUACUGAGGUCUCUGGAGGCUCACAGGGCCCUUCGCUCUGCCAGAAGGAGGAAUGCUGCCGUAGCUCUGUUUCUGCACGAGGUGUCGCGGGCCCAGGUGUGGGAGGUUGGUGGUGCCGUCGGAGGGGGAGUGGAGGUGGAGACCCCCGAUACACAACCCAUUAGAAUCCUGGCGGCGCUCGCCUCGGCUCUGCAACAAGAUGCGACCACAGAAGUCCGCACCCAACAGCUCAACCAACUUUGCCAAACCGUUGAGCAGUACUACCCCAGCCGCGAUGAUGGACCGCGAACUUUGCGAGCUGCGGCCGACCUACGUAGUUUAGCCCGUCGUGGGGUGGAGCUCCUGUCCCGUGGUACUUCAGACAAUAGGUUAAGAGGCCUUCGUAAACGACUCAAUAGUUUGAUCAUCGCCUACCUCCACCAGGUACAAGGUCGAGUGUCUUCUGUGGUGGCGCCUCGUUAUAUCCGCGCCGCGGGUGCCAAGCCUGUCUUGCUCCCAACCAGGAUGACCUCAUAGUCUUCAGUCUUCAUCUUUGUGGUUUCAUGCCGAAUAUUAUGCUAUUGGAAGACUAUUCUACAGGACUUCUAUGCUACAGAAAUACCAUGCUACGUAACUACCAAAUCAUGACUUCUAUACAACAGGACUACUUUUCUACAGGACAACUAUGUAACAGAACUAUUGUGCUACUGACUCUGUGAGUCUAGUCAGCUGUGUGUAAGCAACAGUGAACAGCUUCUAACAGAAGCACAAACAUUCUGCGGUUUGCCAGCAUUUUUAGAAGUGCCUCAUCUUGUUAAAUGUACAAAAUUAAUAAAAUACUCAUUUAUCAA
Molecule: messenger RNA, 2309 nt
Organism: Procambarus clarkii (red swamp crayfish)
Lineage: Eukaryota; Metazoa; Arthropoda; Malacostraca; Decapoda; Cambaridae
Product: IQ motif and ubiquitin-like domain-containing protein
Biological process (GO): cilium assembly
Cellular component (GO): acrosomal vesicle; motile cilium
Molecular function (GO): protein binding
Source: RefSeq, a predicted model, not a curated record